Salvelinus fontinalis (brook trout) is the source of this 1579-nucleotide messenger RNA. RefSeq names its product MOB kinase activator 3C-like. The transcript has 4 exons. The record is from RefSeq and is a predicted model, not a curated record. Gene Ontology annotation, molecular function: protein kinase activator activity. Gene Ontology annotation, biological process: positive regulation of protein phosphorylation; signal transduction. NCBI's taxonomy places the organism in Eukaryota, Metazoa, Chordata, Actinopteri, Salmoniformes, Salmonidae. Gene Ontology annotation, cellular component: nucleus; cytoplasm. Bases 634 to 1284 code for a protein of 216 amino acids.
UGGGCCUCAUUGGCUAAGGGGGACGGGCUGCCUUCCUACAGGAUAUGUAGAGACAGAGAGAGAGAAUGAGGAGUGGCAGAGAGGGAACCUCCUCUGUCGAUUUAUAGGUCUUCCAUGCACACACACACACACACACACACAUAGAUAGACACACACACACACACACACACACACAAGGAUAGACACACACAGGCAGCAGGGGCCUCUCAGACAAAGUCAGGAUGUGACAUCACUCACAGGAAGAGAAGCCAAACAACUUUUCGACUUGUACUUUUUUUUUGUCUGCGCUACUGUCUCGCUGGCUGCUCAGUGAAGUUGGAGCCUCGAGGUCUGUUGGUGGCUGGGAAGGAGGGAGUAUCCGUAGGAACCGGAGAGGGACAGAUCUGCCUGGAUCGUUGUCCACAUUCCAAGUCGUCCACAUUGGGAGCCCAGCCAGAGAGGGGUCCCUCCAUUCUCAAUCAUCCCCAAUGUAGAGGUCACUGCCCUCCGAAUAGAACAACUCCUCAGAGACCUGCAACCUAAACAAACGUAUGUUAGUGAAACCUGUCCAAUCCAUGCUCAGGAAACCCCCCACCCCACCCCCAGCACACACACUAACCAUUAGGCCACACCAUAGAGUCCACCAUUAAGACAAUGGCGCUCUGUCUCGGACAAGUCUUCAGCAAAGACAAAACGUUUAGGCCUCGGAAGCGCUUUGAGCCUGGGACACAGCGCUUUGAGCUGUACAAGAAGGCCCAGGCCUCUCUGAAGUCCGGCCUGGACCUGAGGAAAGUGGUCCAGCUUCCCGAAGGAGAGAACAUCAACGACUGGAUCGCUGUGCACGUGGUGGACUUCUUCAACCGGAUCAACCUGAUCUACGGCACGGUCAGCGAGUUCUGCACUGAGCGCACCUGCCCCAUCAUGUCGGGGGGCCUGCGCUACGAGUACCGGUGGCAGGACGGAGACGACUACAAGAAGCCCACCAAGCUGCCCGCCUUGAAAUACAUGAACCUUCUGAUGGACUGGAUAGAGACGAACAUCAACAACGAGAACAUCUUUCCCACGAGAGUAGGUGUUCCUUUCCCUAAGAACUUCCAGCAGGUGUGUAAGAAGAUCCUGAGCCGUCUCUUCCGGGUCUUUGUGCACGUCUACAUCCACCACUUUGACAGCAUCUGCAGCAUGGGCGCCGAGGCCCACAUCAAUACCUGCUACAAACACUACUACUAUUUCAUCUCUGAGUUCAGCCUCAUCGAGCACUCUGAACUGGAGCCCCUGAGAGCAAUGACAGAGAAGAUCUGUAACUAAACCACUUGGACAAUGGAGUGUACAUCAUGUCAAAAUUCCCCGGAGCCCUUCAAGAGACCCACUGCUUAAAUACCAUUGCAAACACUCCAACCAAAGGACAAAUGAGUGGAUUUUGAGUGGAUUUGAAGAACUUAAGUGUUAUCCAUCAAGCAUUAGAAUGUUUAUUCACAUUUUCAGCCAAUAUGGCUAUAUUUUUUAGGAAAAAAGGACUGUUCUGCUUCCUAGAUGUUGUGCUGUGACAUGCAGCAUUUCAGUAUUUUGUGUUUUAUUUGAAUAGCUAUUCUAGCUCUGUUUA